Molecule: messenger RNA, 2531 nt
Organism: Orcinus orca (killer whale)
Lineage: Eukaryota; Metazoa; Chordata; Mammalia; Artiodactyla; Delphinidae
Gene: UNC93A
Product: unc-93 homolog A
Exons: 7
Source: RefSeq, a predicted model, not a curated record
CCAGAGUUCACUGCAGUCUCCUCCCCUCCCAUCCCUCGGCUGGAGGACAGGCCGCCCGCCCAGGCAGCCUGUUGCUGGGGGUCUCCAGGACCUGGAGAUGACCCAGACCACCUAGCCCUGGCAGCCGGGCCCCUGACCGGGCUGGCCUUGUCCCCGCAGAGCAGCCUGUACAGCGAGGAGGGCCUGGGGGUGGCGGUGCUCAGCACACUCUAUGGCGGGAUGCUGCUGUCCUCCAUGUUCCUGCCGCCCAUCCUCAUUAAGAAGCUCGGCUGCAAGUGGACCAUCGUCAUCGCCAUGUGCUGCUACGUGACCUUCACCCUGGGCAACUUCUACGCCAGCUGGUACACGCUGAUCCCCACUUCCAUCCUGCUGGGACUCGGAGCGGCCCCGCUGUGGUCCGCACAGGGCACCUACCUCACCACCAUGGGAAGCACGCACGCAGAGAAGACAGGAAAGCUUGGCAAAGACGUGGUCAGCCAGUAUUUUGGCAUCUUCUUCCUCAUAUACCAGUCGUCUGGUGUGUUUGGCAACCUGAUCUCGUCUCUGGUGUUCGGCCAGACGCCCACUCAAGGGGCCAUCCCGGAGGAGCAGCUCCUGUCCUGCGGGGCCAGUGACUGCCUCAUGGCCACGGCGUCCACCAACAGCACCAACCGUCCCUCCCAGGAGCUGAUCUACACCCUGCUGGGCAUCUACACAGGGAGCGGCUUCCUGGCGGUCCUGCUCAUCGCCGUGUUUCUGGAACCCAUAAAAGACGCUCAGCAGGAAAGUGAGGGAGAAAAGCAAGCGUCACCGUUCUGGUCCACUUUGCUGUCGACGGCCAAGCUGUUCAGAGACAAGCGCCUCUGCUUCCUGGUCCUGCUGCCGCUGUACAGCGGGUUCCAGCAAGCCUUCCUGGCCGGCGACUACACGCGGUCCUACAUCACCUGCGCCCUGGGGAUCCAGUUCGUGGGCUACGUGAUGAUCUGCUUCGCAGCCGUCAACGCACUGUGCUCCGUGCUGUAUGGGAAGCUGGCCCAGUACACAGGCAGGACUGCUCUCUUCGCGCUAGGUGCCGUGACCCACCUGUCUUGCAUCAUCGCCCUCCUGCUGUGGAAGCCUCACCCCCGCCAGCUGCCUUUGUUCUUCGUAUUUCCGGGCCUCUGGGGCGCGGCCGACGCCGUCUGGCAGACACAGAACAAUGCUCUUUUCGGGGUCCUGUUUGAGAAGAACAAGGAGGCCGCCUUUGCCAGUUACCGCCUGUGGGAAGCCCUGGGCUUCGUCAGCGCGUUCGGAUACAGCAUGUUCCUGUGUGUCAGCGUCAAACUCUACGUCCUCCUGGGCGUCCUGAGUCUGGCCAUGGCGGCAUAUGGAACGGUCGAGUAUCUGGGGUCCAAGAAGGUGGCCAGGCUGCGCACCGAAGAGCAGACAAAACCAGCUGAGGAAGGAGUAACACAGACAGAAUGUGAAGCAACAAACCCCACGGUGGAUGAACCCAGAGCGUAUCAGCGGGAGAGUUUUACCUGAAGAUGCCUCAGAGUUUAUAGUGGAUUCUUUACGACUACUUCAACAUUUCAUUUUUUACGUGAAUUUUUUUUUCUAUUUUAUCAAAUUUUUCAGUCCACCCUCUCAUCCAUAGAGAUCCAGAGUAUAUGUGAAAGAUAUAAACUCAGGGUACAAUCAGCCACUCGGAACUUGCCUAGAAUCAUGGGGGUAACAGCUGAUGCUUGUUUUUGUUGUUGUUGUUAAGAAUUGGAACGCUGCUUAAAAAAUGCAGCCCAGGGCUUCGCUGGUGGCGCAGUGGUUAAGAGUCCGCCUGCCGAUGCAGGGGACACGGGUUCGUGCCCCGGUCCGGGAAGAUCCCACACGCCGCAGAGCGGCUGGACCCGUGAGCCAUGGCCGCUGAGCCUGCACGUCCAGAGCCUGUGCUCCGCAACGGGAGAGGCCACAGCAGCAAGAGGCCUGCGUACCGCAAAAAAAAAAAAAAAAAUUGCAGCCCAACACCAUCAUUUUACAAACAGGUAAACUGAGGUCCAGGCAAGUCAGUGACUACCUCUGAGAGUCAGUAAGUGACAAAGCCAGACUAGGGUUUAUGUCUCUUGAAACUUAUAGAGUAUGAGUUUCUAAAUAAAUGCAAUUACAUUAUGGACUUGACUCUUGUCCACAUACUUUGGACACACACACACACACACAACUCAUCACAUUACCCUGUUGUAGACCAUUGGAGACAACAGACAAAAGUAAUUUCCAGGGCUUCCCUGGUGGCGCAGUGGUUAAGAAUCCGCCUGCCAAUGCAAGGGGCAUGGGCUCAAGCCCUGGUCUGGGAAGAUCUCACAUGCAGCGGAGCAACUAAGCCCGUGUGCCACAACUACUGAGCCUGUGCUCUAGAGCCCACGAGCCACCACUACUGAGCCUGCGUGCCAUAACUACUGAAGUUCGCGUGUCCAGAACCCGUGCUCUGCAACAAGAGAAGCCACCACAAUGAGAAGCCCGCGCACCGCAACGAAGAGUAGCCCGCACUUGCCACAGCUAGAGAAAGCCUGCACACAGCAACA